This is a messenger RNA of Penicillium chermesinum, 294 nucleotides long. RefSeq lists its product as uncharacterized. NCBI's taxonomy places the organism in Eukaryota, Fungi, Ascomycota, Eurotiomycetes, Eurotiales, Aspergillaceae. The transcript has a single exon. The record is from RefSeq and is a predicted model, not a curated record. Bases 1 to 294 code for a protein of 97 amino acids.
AUGGUUUUCACGGCCUCGCGUGAUAUAUAUCCCGGUGAAGAAUGCUGCAUCGCUUACUUCGACUUGACUCAGUAUAAGGACCUUUCUUCGCGCAGGAGCAUCUACGAAAGGCCUUCGAGUUUAUAUGCCGAUGCGAAAGAUGUUCUUCUGAAGAGCCAGCCACUGUGGACAAGCAUGAAGACUCGGACUGGGAGUGGUCUAUGCUACCACUUCCCCUGUAAGGACGACAUUAUGCAAAGAGCGACCAGCAUUUCACCAGGAGUACGGACGAUAGCGACCAUUACGCAUGCUUAG